AGUAAACUCAACUCACCAGCAAGAGGACAGUGGUAGGAGACGGACGUGCUUACCUUCUCGUACACCUCGAAGGACGUGAGAUCGGAGACAUGGGGAUCCUUCUCUGCUGCUGGUUGAAGGAAGUACUGCCUGACGGUGGGAGAAGUACACCAGCAUGGGACGCAUCAUCCCAGGCACACGCUUCAUCUCGUUCAAGGUUCCUCUGCGGCAGGAAAUCAUGCAGAAGGUGAAGAAUGCUGAGUGGUUCUGCCCCCGCACGGUGAUGGACCACUGCCACAACCUGGGCCUCGUCAUCGACCUUACUGACACCUUCCGCUACUACCAUCCUGAGGACUUCGAGAGCCGAGGCGUGACGCACUGCAAGAUCCGCGUCAGGGGCAAAUUGAUCCCGGAGGAGAAGGCCGUGCAAAAAUUCUUCCAGGCAGUGAACAAGUUUUUGGAGAAGAACAAAGAAAAUGACAAGGUGAUCGGCGUCCACUGCACCCACGGCAUCAAUCGCAGCGGCUACCUGGUCUGUAGGUACAUGAUACAAGUGUUGGGCAUCCCCCCUGACCAGGCCAUAGCAGACUUCAACAGUGCGCGGGGCCACGAACAGGAGCGCGAGAACUACUUGGCCGACCUCCGCCAGGCACCUUGGAUGGAUGAGGCAGUGGUCAGGUUUUCCAGGAGCAACUCAAAGGCCAGCAAUGCCUCCGAGUACUCCACUAAUCCCCUAGACGCCUCCACAGCCUCCUCCCUGGACACCACCCUCAACAGCACCCUGGACACCACCAACAACACCUCCCUGGACACCACCGCCAGUGAAGUGGAGUCCCCCGGCGGUUCCAUGGGUGUCGCCAGUGGACGGUCCUGGAAUAUUCCUCUUAUGAAGUAUCCCGGCACACCAGAAGACGAGAGCAAGCCGAUGCCGCCCUUGCGGAGGUGGAGCCCCGUGGAGGAGCGGCAGUCCAAGAGGUCGUCGAGGCGGACAAGGCGCUACAACCCUGUGGACCACCCCUCCGAGGAGCGCCCUGCCAGGCGCCACAAGGAGCGCUACUCUGCGUACGGGGCUCGCGAUUACUAUGACCAGAUCUACCAGGGCCGCAUCGCUCCGCAGUACGACAGUCACUUCUACCAGCACCGGGGCUCAGGCGUAGGCCCGCACCGCCCGCUGCCCCGCUACCAGAGGCAGCAGCAACAGCAACAGCAGCAGCCGGGACCCUCCAACGCUCUGCGCCAGUACCGAGGGCCACGCCCCUACCGCAGCCCGCCCGCUGCCGAAAGUAACACCUAUUCAAACACCAACACCAACACCAACACCAACACCCCAGCCCGGGAGGAGGCCCCUGAGUAUUACAGGACUCCUGACGCGUCGAGGACCCCGCGGCUCAGGUCUCACGGACCGCUGCGCAACCCGCUGAGUCCAGGCCUCCGCGAGGAUGUGUUCAGCCCCGUGUCGCGCCGCCGCUCCGCCAGGAUGACCCCGUACUAAGCCCGCCAUGCCGCCAGGCAUUCGGGCAGCUCUUCGCCUGGCAGGCGUCAGGGAGAGGAGACGGCGAGGAUAUUGUGGUGGUAAUGUAUGGCAUUUGUGUUGUCAGGAUGAACAGAGGCGGUGGGUGAGUCAGGGCCUCACCGUCACUCACGCCUCGCUCACCCAGACUUCCAUGGCAGCAUUGUUGGCGUGACUGGUGCCACAAGUCACAUGCACCAGUAUAAACGAUGUUGUGCAGCUGUAAACGAGUCAUUCGCACACACCAUGGCCACUUACACUAUUCUAAACAGUGAGUACACUCGAGUAGACACUGGACUUGUUGUAUCUUGCUCUUCACACUGUCUUUUGGAGAGGAUGGGGAAUUGCCUUCCAAUGAUAGCGGUGGCCUUCUUAGUCUGUCUGUUUGAUAUGAUUCCUUGCCUUUCAUUAACACUUGACACGAGACGCUUGCUUGUCCAGUCCUUGGGUGUUUGCUAAGUCUUAAGGUAAGUGCGUGAAGGAAGCAUGUUCGUAGCGUGGCGUGGCGUAUGCUGUAAAGUAGGUGUGGAAUGGCUAACAUUGACUUGUUUCUCUAAGUAACUGAAUUAUUGCCGUCUAUAUUGAAAUUUCCUCUUGACGUUGUUCAAAAUCGGUGAAGACAAUGACAGCGACAGACAAUCAUUGGGCGAGACAGUGACUGCUGAGCUUCCAUUGUUUCAGUCUUUGCUUGAAUUUUAUUUCGUGUUUUUCUGAUUUAUCCGAGAAUUAACAAUUUGAUGUGUCCAUUCAGGCGUCGGGGCUCCAAGCUCAAGAACAAGUUAUGGUGAUAAUAAUAGUAAUAAUGCCUUAACUUGAUAAUAAUAGUAAUAAUGAAAGUGACUGUCAAUUAUGAUAAUAAUAAUGGUACUAGUGGUUAAUAAUUUUUAAUUUUAAUAUAUUGAAGAAAUAAAUUUUAAAUCGAAUAUGUAUUACUCA
Messenger RNA from Portunus trituberculatus (swimming crab), 2425 nucleotides. RefSeq lists its product as uncharacterized. Bases 155 to 1471 code for a protein of 438 amino acids. Gene Ontology annotation, molecular function: protein tyrosine/serine/threonine phosphatase activity; zinc ion binding; polynucleotide 5'-phosphatase activity. Gene Ontology annotation, biological process: protein dephosphorylation. The record is from RefSeq and is a predicted model, not a curated record. NCBI's taxonomy places the organism in Eukaryota, Metazoa, Arthropoda, Malacostraca, Decapoda, Portunidae. The transcript has 9 exons.